Molecule: messenger RNA, 1791 nt
Organism: Carcharodon carcharias (great white shark)
Lineage: Eukaryota; Metazoa; Chordata; Chondrichthyes; Lamniformes; Lamnidae
Gene: uqcrc1
Product: cytochrome b-c1 complex subunit 1, mitochondrial
Exons: 14
Coding region: 72-1505 (477 amino acids)
Cellular component (GO): mitochondrion
Molecular function (GO): metal ion binding
Source: RefSeq, a predicted model, not a curated record
AGUGACACCGCCAGGCCGCGGGGUGGCGCUGCGAAGCUGCGCGCGCAUCCUCCCGGUGACUGAGGACGGAGAUGGCGGCGGCGGCGGCGGGUGUUUUCCGAGCGGGGUCCGCGCUCCUUCGAGCCGGGAGGCCGACACUGCUUGGAGCCAAGCGUUUUCAAAGCGCUGUCUCCUACGCUGAAGCCAUCGCAAAUAUUCCAGACACCAAGCUCUCAACACUGGACAAUGGGGUGCGAGUUGCCACGGAGGAGUCUGAUCAUCCCACAUGCACGGUCGGUGUGUGGAUCGAGGUCGGCAGCCGAUACGAGAACCAGAAAAAUAACGGAGUUUCAAACUUUCUGGAACAUGUGGUCCUGAAGGGAACCAAGAAACAUCCUCAGGCAGUUUUGGAGGAGGAGGUGGAGAGCCGAGGGGCUCACCUGAGUGCGUACACCUCUCGAGAGCAGACUGCUUACUACAUGAAGUCAUUGGCCAAGGAUUUACCAAAAGCUAUGGAACUUGUUGGUGAUCUGAUACAGAACAGUUCACUAUCAGAACCUGAACUGGAACAUGGACGCAAGCUGAUCCUGCAGGAGAUGCAGGAGAUGGACGGGAACCUGGAGGAGGUGGUCUUUGAUUAUCUUCAUGCCGCUGCCUUCCAGGGUACCCCCCUUGGUUACACAGUGAUGGGGCCCACUGAGAAUGUCAAGUCUCUGAGUCGCAGCAAUCUCGAAGAGUUCAUGACCAAUCAUUACAAAGCUCCCCGAAUGGUUGUGGCUGCUUCAGGAGGUAUUCACCAUGACGAGGUGAUGGGGUUGGCUAGCAAGCACUUUGGAGGAGUUUCCUUCAAGUACGAGAAUGAUGUGGUCCCUGUGCUGGCUCCUUGCCGCUUCACUGGAAGUCAGGUUCUUGUGCGGGAUGAUGCUCUGCCAUUAGCACACAUUGCCAUUGCUGUGGAGGGAGUUGGAUCGUCCAAUCCUGACGUGGUCCCUCUCUCGGUUGCCAGCACACUCAUCGGAAACUGGGACCGCACAUAUGGGGGAGGGGCGAAUCAGUCGAGUCGCCUGGCCCAGAUUUCAGUUGAGAAUAAGCUGGGUCACAGCUUCCAGUCCUUCAAUACAUGUUACUCUGACACGGGGCUGUGGGGGAUUUACCUGGUCUGUGACAGACUGAACAUUGAAGACAUGCUGCACUUUGCCCAGGGAGAAUGGAUGCAUCUUUGCACGAGUGUGACUGAGAGUGAGGUGACCAGAGCCAAAAAUACACUGAAGACACACUUAGUCGCGCAGCUGGAUGGCACCACACCAACAUGUGCAGAUAUUGGGCGCCAGGUCCUCAGUUAUGGCCGACGAAUCUCAUUGGCAGAGUGGAAUGCCAGGAUUGAUGCCGUUGAUGCCAAGACGUUGCGUGAUGUUUGUAACCGUUACAUCUACGACAAGUGUCCCGCAGUUGCUGCAGUCGGUCCAAUUGAGCAGUUACCAGAUUAUAACAGGAUCCGGAGUGCCAUGUACUGGCUGCGUCUGUGAGCCAGGUGCAGAAACAAAGGUGUUUAACAGAGGCUGGAGGGGCGAGCUUCACUGAAUGAUGAGACACGGACCCUGGGUGCUGUGGGACUGAGAGGGUCCCUCACUCUGCAAUUUCUACUCAGCCUCUGCAGUGAGAUUAUGUCCUUUCUUCAAUGCAGAGAUCAACACUGUACUCAGUACUCCAGAUGUGGUCUCACCAAUGCCCUGUACAGCUGUAGCAAAACUUCCCUACUUUUAUAUUCCUUUCCUCUUGCAAUAAACAACAUUCCAUUUACCUUCCUAAUCA